UUUUGAAACAACCGGAAAUGGCCGGAAACGCCGCUAGUCAUCAAGAGGGUCAGGAAGUAAAGCUAGGUUGGAGUUGAUAUAUGACCUGAUUAUAACUUUUAAGGAUGAGCAGCUCAGAGGAGGUGUCCUGGAUCUCCUGGUUCUGUGGACUGAGGGGGAACGAGUUCUUCUGCGAGGUCGAUGAAGACUACAUUCAGGACAAGUUUAACCUGACUGGCUUGAAUGAACAGGUGCCACACUACCGACAGGCUUUGGACAUGAUCCUUGACUUAGAACCAGAUGAGGAACUUGAAGACAACCCCAACCAGAGUGACUUGAUAGAGCAAGCAGCAGAAAUGCUUUAUGGUCUUAUACAUGCCCGGUACAUCCUCACAAACAGAGGCAUCGCACAAAUGCUGGAAAAGUAUCAGCAGGGUGAUUUUGGACAUUGUCCAAGAGUCUAUUGUGAAAACCAAACUAUGCUACCCAUUGGAUUGUCAGACAUUCCUGGUGAAGCAAUGGUAAAGCUUUACUGUCCAAAGUGCAUGGAUGUGUACACACCCAAGUCCUCCAAACACCACCACACAGAUGGAGCCUAUUUUGGCACCGGAUUCCCUCACAUGCUGUAUAUGGUGCACCCCGAGUAUCGUCCAAAGCGACCAGCCAACCAGUUUGUGCCAAGGCUAUAUGGUUUCAAAAUUCACCCAAUGGCCUAUCAGCUUCAACUCCAGGCUGCCUCAAGUUUUAAAAGCCCAGUCAAAAGCAACCGCUAGAUGUCAGUGUUGUCAGUGGACACUAAUGUUGUUUACUUCUUGUUGAAACAAAUUAUUAUACUGUAUUAUAAUAAAGCUUGUACAGUUUGG
Messenger RNA from Boleophthalmus pectinirostris (great blue-spotted mudskipper), 842 nucleotides. RefSeq names its product casein kinase II subunit beta-like. Bases 105 to 752 code for a protein of 215 amino acids. Gene Ontology annotation, molecular function: protein kinase regulator activity. The record is from RefSeq and is a predicted model, not a curated record. Gene Ontology annotation, cellular component: protein kinase CK2 complex; cytoplasm. The transcript has 7 exons. NCBI's taxonomy places the organism in Eukaryota, Metazoa, Chordata, Actinopteri, Gobiiformes, Gobiidae.